Molecule: messenger RNA, 4068 nt
Organism: Uranotaenia lowii
Lineage: Eukaryota; Metazoa; Arthropoda; Insecta; Diptera; Culicidae
Exons: 2
Coding region: 1-4068 (1355 amino acids)
Molecular function (GO): nucleic acid binding
Source: RefSeq, a predicted model, not a curated record
AUGUCUACCGAACGUCGCUUGAAAGCCCUCAAAACCAGGCUUCGCAGUAUUCAAACAUCAUUUGGGCUAAUCAAGGCGUUUGUGGACGAAUAUAACGACGAGACGCAUUCGGAUGAGGUUCCUGUACGUCUGGAAAACCUUGGUGUUUUGUGGAAUGAUUUCCUGAAUGUUCAAGGAGAAAUCGAGGCCAUGGACAUUCUGGAGCCGAAAGCAAUUGAGGCUCACCUAGCACAACGAGUGGAAUUCGAGUCUCUGUAUUACAAAGUGAAAGGAUUUCUUCUUGCUGCCAAUAAACUACCACCUUCACCCAACAUGCCAAUCGGUUCCAGCUUCACGUCGCACUUUCCUUCUUCUUCACAUCAUAUACGGCUCCCAGACAUCAAAAUUCCAACGUUCAGUGGCACCAUAGACACGUGGCUCAACUUUCACGAUCUCUUCGUAUCGCUUGUGCACUCAUCGCAUGAACUUUCUAGCAUUCAGAAGUUCUAUUACUUGCGUGCUUCUCUCUCCGGCGAUGCCCAAAAGUUGAUUCAGACCAUUCCGAUCAGUUCCAACAACUACUUAGUUGCUUGGAAUUUACUCUUGGAUCACUUCCAAAAUCCAAGUCGUUUGAAGCAGUCGUAUGUCGAUUCUCUGUUUGAGUUCUCAGCAUUAAAAUCGGAAUCAGCUUCGGAUUUACAUUCUCUUGUGGAACGAUUUGAGGCCAACGUCAAAAUUCUACAUCAGCUAGGCGAACGGACUGAAUACUGGGACAUACUGCUUAUUCGAAUGCUUAGCAUUCGUUUAGACAGCACGACUAGACGGGACUGGGAAGUUUAUGCUACGACUAAAGACAGUGUUUCAUUCCAAGACCUCGUAGCAUUCAUUCAACGCAGGGUCACUACUAAUUUGCCAACAUCAUGCUUUGACGUCAGUGAUUGGAAAAUACCUUCCGACAUCAACCUAGCAGACCCCGCCUUCUUUGCAACCAAUCCUGUCGAACUCAUACUAGGAGCCGAAAUCUUCUUCGAGCUACUCAAACCUCCAGGACGAAUUUCUCUCGGCGAUAGUUACCCCCUGCUGAUCAACUCUACAUUAGGCUGGAUCGUAUCUGGAAGGACAAGCAACUGCCAUUCUACAGGUCCUGUAAUGGCAUCCGUAGCUUCGGUCGCUGAGCUUCAUCGGUUGAUGGAACGAUUUUGGUUAAUCGAAGAAGGUGACUCAACUCCGUGCCACUCAGUGGAAGAGGCUGCUUGCGAGAACCACUUCCAGAGCACGGUUUCUCGAACGGAUGAUGGCAGAUACAUGGUGCGGUUACCAAUGAAGCAGGACCUUUUCCCUAACCUAGGCAACAAUUGGAAUACGGCAAAUCGGCGUUUCAAGUACUUGGAAAGUAAACUAUCACGCAAUAAUGAUCAGCGAAUCCAGUAUGUCGAGUUCAUGCACGAAUAUUUGUUCUUGGGUCACAUGUGUGAAGUAAAUAGAGCUCACCAAGAAGACGCUCUCGAGUACUUCAUGCCUCAUCACGCAGUUAUACGCGAAUCCAGCACUACUACUAAAAUUCGCGUAGUCUUUGAUGCAUCCUGCAGGUCCGCAUCCGGUGCAUCACUGAACGAUAUCCUCAUGGUUGGCCCUGUAGUACAGGAGGACAUCCGAUCUAUUAUCAUGCGAGCUCGAAAACAUCAAAUUAUGCUUAUUGGCGACAUAAAGCAAAUGUAUCGACAAAUAUUAGUGGAUCCACGUGACACCCCGAUGCAGCGCAUUAUCUGGAGAAGCAAUUCAACAGCACCAUUGGCAACCUUCGAGCUCAAAACCGUCACUUACGGUACAGCGAGCGCCCCGUUUCUAGCAACUCGUGUGUUGCAGCAACUUGCCGACGACGAGCAAAAGGAUUUUCCCGAAGCAGCGACUAUCCUGAAACAAGACUUCUACGUAGACGAUUUAUUCUCCGGAGCUGAAACUGUUGAAAAAGUCAUAUCGCUACGCAAGCAACUUGAUGCAUUAUGUCAGCGAGGAGGAUUUGAACUCUGUAAGUAUGCAUCCAAUUCCGAAGCAGCCUUAGAGGGACUUUCAGAUGACAAACGAGCUCUACAACCAACUAUCGAAUUUGAUGGGAAUCCAAUCAUCAAAACUUUGGGUCUACAUUGGGAACCUACUUCCGAUGUUCUCAAAUACGUCAUCGAACUCGAACCAUUAUCAUCCGACAUGUGCCUUACUAAACGACACGCUUUGUCAUUGAUUGCGCGACUUUUUGACCCCCUUGGCUUAGUCGCACCGGUCGUGGUGACUGCUAAGAUCUACAUGCAAGUUUUAUGGACAUUUCGAGAUGAAGAUUCCAAAACCUGGCCUUGGGAUCGUCCUCUUCCGAAAGAUCUAAUCAUUCGUUGGAAUUCGUACUAUUCACAACUUCAUCAUCUUAAUAUGCUCAAGAUUGAACGUUGCAUUUUGGUCGCUAAUCCAACAUCCAUUCAGCUUCAUCUCUUCUCUGAUGCGUCAGAGUCAGCUUACGGCGAAUGUGCCUACCUACGAUCUGUCGACCCAUCCGGUUUUGUAAAAAUUGCAUUGAUUACGACCAAAUCGAAAGUAGCCCCCCUCCAAAAGAAAAGUAUCGCUCGCCUUGAACUUUGCGGCGCCUUAGCCGCCGCCCAACUUUAUCAAAAAGUCAUUUCCUCGCUGAAAACCAACCCAGAAACCUUUUUUUGGGUUGACUCGACAACCGUCUUGGCGUGGUUAAAUUCCACACCUUCUACGUGGAGCACGUUCGUCGCCAAUCGCGUGUCGAAAAUUCAAUUGGCUACCAUCAACAGUCACUGGAAUCACGUGUCUGGAAAGGAAAAUCCUGCUGACCAUCUUUCCCGUGGAACCACCGCCGAGUUUCUUCUGACUUGCUCAUCCUGGUGGAAUGGUCCUGAUUGGCUGAGGCUUGAACCUGAGUUUUGGCCUAGCAACAACCAUCAAAAACCUCUUACUGAAGUGGCAGAAGAGAAACGAAAAACUCUAUCACUGAUUGCCGCAGCCCAACGUGAAGAGACUUUCCUAGAUUCUUACGUGCAAAGAUUUUCCGACUAUAGAAAAAUGCUUCGAGUGACUGCCUAUUGCAUGAGAUUCAUCGAUAGGUUUUCAUUAAAAACUAGCUUCAAUCACCCAACAACCAAUCUCACAGUCGAGGAAAUCCGAAGAGCAGAAAGAAACCUCAUAAGAAUUCUACAAGAACAACAUUUUGAAGAAGAACUUAGAUGCCUACACGACGGAAAACAAGUGUCAUCAAAAUCAAAGCUUCGUUGGUUUCAUCCAAUUUUGGGAAUCGAUCAUCUACUUCGCAUCGGGGGACUUUUGAACAAAGCUCCACGAACCUACGACAGCAAGCAUCAAAUCAUUUUACCAUCCACCCACGCAUUCUCGACUCUGCUCAUUCGUUCUUUCCACCUCAACCAUCUGCACGCCGCUCCUCAACUUUUACUAAGCCUCCUACGUAUGAGAUAUUGGGUUUUGGGGGCCAGAAAUCGUGCCCGAUUGAUCGUACGUCAGUGCAUCAUCUGCUUUAAAGCUCGCCCUAAAUUAGUCGAGCAGUUUAUGGGUGAACUACCUGCUGCACGAAUAACAGCAACACGACCAUUCGCCGUCGCGGGCAUUGAUUAUUGGGGGCCCAUCUUUCUCAAACCAGUCCACCGGCGCGCUGCGUCUGAGAAAGCAUUUGUCGCUGUUUUCGUUUGCUUCUCAACGAAAGCAGUACAUAUUGAACUCGUUGCCGAUCUUAGUACUGCCAAGUUCAUUCAAGCGCUUCGGAGAUUUGUAUCGCGACGAGGAUUAUGCUCCGACAUGCACAGCGACAACGGUCGUAAUUUUCUGGGAGCCGACAACGAAUUACGCCAAUUGGUCAACAGUACUUCCCACCAACAAGCCGUCAAUCAAGAGUGCCUCGCUAACGGAAUAAGAUGGCACUUCAACCCACCAAAGGCUUCUCACUUCGGGGGACUGUGGGAAGCGGCUAUCUUUUCAGCCCAAAAGCAUUUUAUCCGUGUGAUUGGGAAUCAUACAUUGGCCUACGACGACAUGGUUACGCUUUUAUGUCAGAUCGAAUGCUGUUGA